This is a messenger RNA of Gasterosteus aculeatus aculeatus (three-spined stickleback), 11877 nucleotides long. It is a transcript of the gene apobb.1, whose product is annotated as apolipoprotein Bb, tandem duplicate 1. Gene Ontology annotation, molecular function: cholesterol transfer activity; low-density lipoprotein particle receptor binding. NCBI's taxonomy places the organism in Eukaryota, Metazoa, Chordata, Actinopteri, Perciformes, Gasterosteidae. Gene Ontology annotation, biological process: cholesterol homeostasis; lipoprotein transport; cholesterol transport. Gene Ontology annotation, cellular component: very-low-density lipoprotein particle; low-density lipoprotein particle; mature chylomicron. The record is from RefSeq and is a predicted model, not a curated record.
AUUGAUGUUUGGCAAAUGUUUUCACAGUUUUCCUUGUGGCUCGUGGCAGUGGAAGCAGAGCAACAAGCAACUCUUUUACCAAGUGCUAUACAAGGAGGGUGGAGUGGACUUUGAGCGUUCAAAACACUGUCCGUGCCUCCCUGUCCCCUGAUAGAGCCCGGCUGGGGGAUAAAAGCCCCGAGCUGAAGCUGAGAAAUCAGUCUCAACUGAGUACUCGCCAAUAACAAGGGAGAGCAGCAGCUAACCCAUGAUGGGGGACCCAAAGCUCGGCCUUUUGCUGCUCCUCAGCACAUCUGCAUUGGCCUUUGCUCAAGAUCAAGAUCAGCCGGCCUGCUUAUUGGCCGAAAGGUACAAGACCCUCCACAAGUAUGAAUACAUAUAUGAAGCUGAAUCGUUGAAUUCCAUCAACGGAGGCUCACCGCUCAAGAACGGACCCAUGGCCUCUUGCACGGUUGAAAUCGAGGUACCUCAGACCUGUAGUUUCAUCGUCCGCACCACCGGCUGUAUCCUGUAUCAGGUGGUUGACAUGGAAGCAGAGGGAACCCCUGUCUUCGGUCCAGCGCCAAGCUCUGAUGCCUUCGCUGCUGAGAUGGAGAAGUAUCCUCUGAAGGUUGUGGUUAGCGGAGUGUACGAUGUGAAACUGUACCCGGAGGAUGGUGAGACAACAACCAUUUUGAACAUGAAGAGGGGCAUCAUCUCUGCCCUGGCUGUGCCUCUGCUGGAAGAAGACAAGAACAAAAGAAUGCCUACCAUACAUGGCAAGUGCAGGACCUAUUCCACCGUCAACGCUAGAGAGGACAUCGCAACGGACAUCAGCCUCGAGAGGGACCUGUCCACAUGUGACAAAUUUGUCCCAUUGAGAGAUCACACAAGCCCCUUGGCACUCAUCUCUGGCACGCACUACCCUCUGGCCCAGAUGGUCAGAAGCUCCCAGACCUGCAACUACAAGUUUGACAAUGAGGGGAAACACAUGACCUCUGGGUCAUGCACAGAAAACCACAUGGUCAUUCCCUAUUCUCACAAGGGACAAUAUGGAGUUACAAACGUUGGAAAGCAAAAACUGACUUUAGUUGAGGUCUCUCCUCACAACGACAGAGUAUUUUACCACAGUGACAUUGAGAAGGGUCUUCACAUGGACAACGUGGAAGACAAGAGUGCUGUCCAGGAUAAAGAUGCAUGUCUCAACCUCCUGAGAGAACUGGCCACUCUUCCCGACACUGAGGGUGAAAGGCGGGCCCACCUCUUCCACAAGCUUGUCACCAUAGUCCGUGGAAUGAAGGCUGAGACCUUGAGCACCAGCAUCCCAGAGGCUCUUGCUGUGUCCCGUGUCCUGACCUAUCAGGUUCUGGCCCAGUGUGGAACCCCUGAGUGCAGCAGCACCAUCAUGCAGAUCCUCAGGACGUUUGACAGCUCCUCAGCGGAGGUAGAUGCCGGUGUUUUCGCGAUGGGACUGGUGUCCAAUCCCUCCGCCCUCCUGAUCAACGACAUGCUCGAGAUGGUCAAAUACAAGCCCAGCAAGCCCAUUAUGUACGCCCUGAGCAAUAUUGUGAAGAGGUUUUACAAAGCUGAGGGAAAGCUGAUCCCAGAGAUUUACUCUGUCGCUGAGCUUAUGGCUGCCUAUUUGGGCGACUGUUCUGGUCAUAAUGAAAACACUUACUUGACAUUGAGAGUGGUUGGAAACAUGGCUCCAGCUCUGAUAUCUGCUGGUCCUGCACUCACAUCUGCUGUGAUCCAGUGUGUGAACCAACCCGCGGCUUCCCUGGCUGUGCAGCAGGCUGCCAUCCAAGUGUUUAGGCUGACUCCCGUCCCCGAAGAGGGCAGAAAGGUUCUCAUGCAGGUCCUUUUGGACAGCGCCAGCCCAACGCAGAAGCGUAUUGCUGCAUAUCUGGUACUUAUGAAAGACCCCAAGACCACUGAGGUGGCCCAGCUGGCUGAUGCUUUGUCCACUGAGCAGGACACACAAGUCAAGAGCUUUGUGAUCUCACACAUUACCAACAUUUUGUCCUCAACUGAGCCAGAGACCCGAGAAUUGAGACAGAAGAUUCGAGAUGCGCUGCAGAGUAAUGAGGUCGGUCGCACAAUGGACCCCACCAAGUUCUCUCGUAAUUACAAGAUUGGAUCAGUGGAGGGCAACAUGAUCUUUGAGGGUACCAGUUAUCUACCCAAGGAGGUCAUGCUUGAAAUGACUCUGGAGGCAUUUGGCUAUGACAUUGACAUGAUGGAGAUUGGUAUGGAGGGGAAAGGAUUUGAGCCAACCGUUGAUGCCCUGUUUGGAAAGAAUGGCUUCUUCCCCAGUACUGCCCUGAAGACCAUGUACUUUGUUUCUGACAACAUGCCACUCGGGAUCAAUGAGAUCCUGCAGAAAAUGCUCCCCGGUCUGAAGAAGGACAGCAUGAAGAGACAGGGCUCCCAGAACCUGAUCAGGGAGAUCGGACGCAACCUCAACAAGCUGGUAAACGAAUUGAGCAAGGCACAGUCUCCCGAGGCAAUGGUCUAUCUGAGACUUUUGGGAAAUGAGUUGGGAUAUCUGAAGACCAAUGAAAUCCAGGAGAUGGCCUACUCUGCUGCCAGGAUGAUUGACAGCAUGUUCAAAAUGUUCCCAACCGAUAUCAUGAUGGCACUGAUGACCAAGGCUGAUAACACAAUCUUCGCCCACUACAUCUUCAUGGACAAUGAAUUCUUCCUGCCUACUGCCACUGGUGUGCCUCUGAGGAUUACUGUGUCUGGUACUUUCACGCCUGGCCUCAAGGGUGGACUUCAGGUUGCUCGUGACAUGAGUGAAGUGAACUUCAUGCCCUCCGCUGGCAUUGAGUUUGUAUCUGAAAUUGGCUCCUUCAUCCCCGAAUAUGUCAACUCUGGAUUAGAGAUGCACAGCAACUUUUUCCACGAAAGUGGGCUCAAGGCAAAGAUCUCCAUGGAACGUGAUAAUGUGAAGCUGACCAUCCCUGCUCCGACAAAUCCAAUUAAGCUCAUCAAGAUGACAAACACGCUGGUGGGAGUGACUGGAUCAAAAGUAAAGACGAUGCCCCCUAUGGUAAUGGACAAGGUUGAUGUUAGCGAGUGCACUCCUUUCUUUGCUGGAAUGGAAUACUGCACUGCUCUGCAGUACACUGAUGCUUUCUAUCAAGAGACAGCCCCCUACUUUCCCCUCACUGGAGACAGCAAAUUUGCUGUGGAACUCCACCCUAAUGGUGAUGUCACUGAGUACACAGCCACUGUUGCUUAUGAGCUCCUUAAGGAGGGUGAAGAGGGCCGGCAGAAGGUUGACUCUGUGAAGCUUAUUCUGAGAGCUGAAGGUUCACAGCCGACUGAAGCCACAGCAAUCAUGAAGUAUAACAGAAGAAAGAACGUCAUCACUGCCGACAUCCAAAUCCCUGACUACGAUGUGGAGGCUGGACUCCGGUUGGGUGUUGUUGAUGGAAACACCAAGGGAAAGGGAACUCACUCUAUUUCUCUUGACUUCAUUAAUAAGAACAUCCCUCAGCUCUCUCUGGUUGGCCGUGCCAAUCUGAAGGCUAUGAAGGAGGGUAUGCUGCAAGUCCAGCUUCUUGUCCCCUCAAUCAAUGCUGAUGCCACUAUAACAGCCAACAUGAAACGUGAUGAGGAAUUGGAAUUGGAACUUAAGAGUGAAAUUGAGGUCAUGGCCACCAACUCAGUGCAGAAAAUCACAGUGAAAUAUGAUGCCAGCCAUUUGGAGUUUGCAUUUGCGUCUGAGGUGAACACUGACACCACUGGCUUGCCAACUUCUUAUUUGGUUGCGAAGUACGGCAACCCACUUCUUGACACGCGUGUGGGGCAGACUGACAUGAAAGUCAGUCACAUCUUUAAGAAGUUUGUGGAGGCAGCAAACAACUACAUGGAAAUGUAUGGUGCUGAUUUACCUUACAUUCAGAACUUCAGAGUACCUGAUAUGCCUGAGAUUUCCCUGCCAGAUACAUUGUUCCUGAAUAAUGAGGCAAAGGCUGUCUACUAUUUCAACAAUGAGCGCUUCACCAUCGAUAUCCCUCUUUUACUUGGUGGAAAAUCAACCAAAGACCUUAACUUCCCUCCAGUUUUCACCACACCAACCAUGUCUCUACAUGACUUUGGAUUGGAGAUCCCCUCAAUGGAAAUUCCAAUCCCCGAGCUCGUUGUACCCGAGAGCUUUACUUUAUCUAUUCCUCUUUUUGGAAAAGCUGAGGUGUCCACUCUGAUGAAGAGCAACCUAUAUGACAUGGAGGCCUCAAUGGCUGCUGGGAAAGAUGUUGUGGAAACACCGAGCUACUCAGCUAAGUUUGAUGUGACUGGAACCUCCCCACUUGAAAUCCUCUCAAUAAAGAUUGAAGGAUCUGGAAUGUUGGCCACCACUGAUUCCAUCAAGGCUCAAUUGAAAAGCUCUUUGAAACAUACGUUCCUCGAUGCCAUGAUUAGUAUUGUUGAGGAUGUAACUAUUACAGACAAAAUCAAUUUGAAAUCAAGCAGUAAGAUAGAAGCCACAAGCCCAUUGGGUCUAAGUAUUAGCUUAGAGCACAACGGUAUGACUGGAAUCAACACUGAAGACAUUUUUGCUAGUAGCCACUUUGAGGGAUCACUUACGGCUGGACCCAUCUAUGGCAAGACCAGUUCAUUGCAGUCAUUCAACAUCUUCCCUUCCAGGCCAGAAGCAAAUAUUGACUCUACUGUUAAGCUUGACUCCACAAUUGGUCAGGCCCAGAAUACAAUUGCAGUAACUCUAGCCAAUGGUGAAUUCUCAGUUGUGUCUAACACCAAUGCCUUUGAAGACACCCUGACCCAUCUUGCAGAGCUGUCCUUCAAAGACAGCAGGCUCUCACUGAAAUGUGAUGUAAAUGCCCUUGCUCUUGGUAUGAAGAUUCGUAACCAGGCUGAAACACUUGCUGGUGCUGGUGAAGUCCUCAUGAGAAUGGAGACAAAUGCAGACCACUCUGAAAACCGUGUUUACUCUCUGUUGACUGCUUCUCUUGACGUCAGUGGUCUGGCUGUUAAUAGCGUUGCCGCCAUGAAGCUCCUUGAGAAUGAGGCCACUCACAAGGCUACUCUGAAAAUGAACAAGGACGGUUUGACCACAAGUGGAACAACCAUCCUUCAGAGCCCCUUGUCCUUGGAAAACACCUUCAACGCUGGGCUUGAUGCUUCAAUGGCCACUCUGUCCAUUACCAACAAGGCUGCAAUGCGUGAUAUCAAGGUUGAUAAUGCCAACACUCUGACCAUUACUCCCGCUGGCCUUGACUUUAACUCCAAUGCUGAAGCCACCGCCAGUGAGUAUGCCACUUACACUCAUGAUAUCACCGUCAACAUGAAACCCUACACCACCUCUGCAAAUGUUAAAAACAAUCUGAACCUUCUGGCUGCCCAAUUCGUGAAUGAGGCUCAGCUGCAGGCAGAGCUUGGAAAGAUGGACCUGACUGGAAGCCUAAAAGCCAUGUAUGGUGAGGAAGAGAUCAAGCACAUCUAUCAGGUAAAUUAUGCUGAUAUGAUUGGAAAUGCAAAGUGCAGCACCACUGGAAAAGUCUUGGGAACACACAUGAGCCACAAAACCGAGCUUGAGCUUGUCGGUCUUGCUGCCAGUAUCACCAAUGACGCCCGCUUCAACUCCCAGCAAAUGCGCUUUGACCACACCAUCCGGUGCAGCAUUGUCCCUUUCGACUUAAACCUUGAUGCCAUUUUCAAUGCUGAUGGAGACAUGGCCAUGUUUGGAAAGCAUAGUGCCCAGCUUUAUGGCAAGUACAUCCUUAGAGCGCAGCCGCUGGCUUUUGGUACCUCACAUGAAUGCAGAGCAUCAAUUAACCAUCAGCUAGACAGCGGUUUUGUUCUUGAGACCACAUUUGAUAACGAGAUGAAUACUGUUCUGUCACUCCAAGAGCAGAGAACCAGUCUUAGAAUGAAGUCCAAAAUGAAUAAGCAUGCCUUUAAUCAGGACAUGAGUUUUUACAACACAGCUGAAAGAGCUGGAAUAGAGGUUUCUGGUACCAUCCUCACAAACAUGCUUAAUGAAGAAUCCACUGAGAACCAGCCUUUCACCAUCGCUUCCUUCCUCAGGUAUGACAAGAACACAGAGAGUCAAAUUAUUCAUUUCCCACUGAUUGAAUAUCUGCCUGCAUUCUUGGAAACCAUUAAGGGUGUUGCAGUGCAUGUUGCAGAGGUAUUGCAAGAGUACAUCCACACUGAGGAGAUAAGGGCUAGACUAAAAGCUCUUCCCCAGCGUGUAAGCGACUUUGUUUCUGCCCUGAAUAUUGAAGGAAAGGUUGUUCAGCUGAAGGAGUAUUUCAGUGAUCUUUCCCAAGAUUACGUCAUCUCCAUGGAGGAUGUGGAAACAUCAUUGACAAACCUGAAGGUUACUGUUAAAAGCCUGAGGGCUGAUUUUAGUUUUUACGUCCAACACUUUGCUGGUAUGGUGAAAGACAUUAUUGUUAGAGUCACCCUGCCAGAAACCCUCAUUCAGAAGAUCCAGGAACAUCUGGAUGCCAUUAAUGAGCAGUAUGAGAUCAAGGCUAUGGUUGUUUAUAUUAUUGAUAUUGUGACGGAGGUUAUGGACCAGAUUCAAUUGGAAGAACUGUAUAGCAUCAGCCUUGAAUUCCUCCGUGAUAUUGAUUACAAAUAUGAUUUCGUGGCCAGCCUUAAAAGGAUUAUGAGUGAAAUGAAACACAUGAUUGAGACCUAUGACAUGCAGGACUUGAAAAUGAAAAACUUUAUUUCGUCCAUCUUGCAACAGAUUUUGAGAGAUUUUGAGAGAUUGAGCCAUAUUCCCACAGAGACUUUCAGCAUUAUAAUUGAUGAGAUUAGGGAAAUGAUUCUGGAGCUUGACGUCGUAGAAAAAAUCAACACAUUCUAUGCCAAGAUGAGGGAGUUGAUUGUAAAGUUUGAGGUCGACAAAAAUGUCCAGGCUGUCUUGGAAGGGGCUUUUGAGCUCAUCAAGCAGUUCAGAAUUGAGAAAUUUAUCAGGGAUGUGCUAAACAUGAUUAAAGAUUUAUACAUCGGAUCAGAGUUUAUAGGAGACUAUGCUAUUAACUAUUGGAAAAACACUGAGGUUGAGGAUGCAAUUCAACAGUUCAAUGGGUGCAUUGAAGCUAUUGCACAAUAUGUAAGGACUUUGGAUUAUAAUACAUUUGUGGGUAAUGCUAAUGAAAUGAUUCCUUUUUACACACGUUUUGUAAGUGAUUUGACUAGGACUUUUGAAAUCCCCCAGAAACUCGAGGCAACAAGAGCUUUUGUCAAUCUUGUAUUGUCUUCUGUCAGAGGCUUAAUUGAAAACUUAAGAGAAAUUAAAGCUGCCGAAAUGGUUAAAUUGGUAAAGGACAUCAUUGACCGUGUCGUAGUUGACAGUGUUAAGAGACUUGCUGGAUAUAUAAAAGAACAAGUUGUAAAUCUUGAUGUCAAAGCAGAGAUUACCUCUUAUCUGAACUUUGUGGCAGAAUACUAUACUAGUGUGAUCGCUGUGGUAGAGGAGAUCGUCAUCGAUAUAUUUGAGGAGAUUACGGAUGAGAUAACUGAGCAAAAAAUAAUCGGAGAGAUUCAGCAGAUCAUUGAAGGUCUGAUUGUUGAACUGAAGAAAGCUGAGUUGAAUACACCAUCCUUUAUCAUGCCUCUCACUGACCUCGUUGUGCCCUCGGUGAAGUUCAGCAUGGAUCACCUUAAGCAGUUUGAAAUCCCAACUCAGCUGGACAUUCCUGAGUUCACCAUUGUUAACUUCUAUACUGUGGAAGGCAUGACAAUUUCUUUUGAUGACAUCAAGCAGAGAAUCAUUGAACUUUUAGAUUUCAUUGUUAACUUUGAGAUCCAAAUGCCUGAUGUGGAUGCUUUCUUUGGAGAUCUCACAAUGAACUAUCUACCUUUCAUGCCCGAGAUGACGUUGCCAGAGAUUAGCCUUGAUAGGAUCGUAUUCCCGACCAUCCCACGAGUUCCAGUAGAAAAGCUUGUUAAAUCCCUUCAGCUUCCUGAGUUCACAUUGCCAACCAUUCCAACUCAGAUCACGGCCCCAUGCUUUGGUAAACUUUAUGGUGAGAUUAAAUUCCAAACUCCCAUCUACAAUAUCAAGACCUCCGCGGAGUUCCAGAACUCCACUGAAGAUAAAACUAAACCUCAAUUCAGUGGAUUCAUUACUUCCCAGGCAACAUCUCCAAGUUUUGAAAUUCUUAAUUACAAGCUUGACUCCACUGCUCUUAUUGCAAUCCCCAAAAUGAAUCGUGUUGUCCUUUCUGAGACUUUCAAGUUCAACCAUGCUGCUCUUGGUGUCGAACAUCAAGCAUCUUUAACUCUCUAUGGUCUAUCGGCCCAGGCCCAAGGCAAAACAACGAUUAAGGUUAUCACGGCACCUUACACCGCUGACUUAAGAAACAUAGCCUUUUUUGCAAUGGAAAGGGGAAUGUCUGCCUCCCUUGAUACAACUUAUAAUCAUGUAGUGGACCUUCCAGUUGUCAAUAUCAGGAGUGAGGCUACUGUAACCCAGAAAGCAAUUGCUCUCCAAAAUGCAGACACUCUCUCUCUAGGAGUUGAUAAUUCAGGCACUGCCAAAGUCAAUGAUGAGGAAGGCAUUCACAAGAGCAUCUUGCAAUUGUCACUCAAUCCCAGCAUUUCCACGCUAGCUUUCUCAGGUGACACAGACUCAACCAUAUUAAAGAUGAAACAGCAAAUUACUGCUGAAUCUGGCUCCCUUUACUACUUGAAGUUCAAUAUGCGCAAUGAGGCAGAGGGCCCUGUCAUUAAGAACAGUCUUGUCGUGGCAUCUGGACAUGCCAACCUUUAUGAUAUAACGGCAGAGCUGAAAGCAAACCAUCACACAGAACUGUUUGGUUCAGUCACUGGAGUCCUGUCCAACGGAAUCAAUAUUAUGGUUCGUCCUGUUGAGUUUGUCUUUGAAUUUGAAAACAAAGGAAAUACCAAGGUCAACAUUUUUGAAAAACUGAUUGCCAAGAUAGAUUUGCAGAAUGAUUACUCUGCCACCUUCAAACCUGACAGCCAAAGGAUGAACACUGUACUUCUGUCUCGCCUUAAUCAGUACAAAAUGUUCUACAACUUCACCGUUGACAAUAAUGAAAAAGAGGCUGGCAUCUUUGUUGCCAUUGAAGAUGAGGCCAACCUUGACUUCCUGACAUCACCCAUCAGUCUUCCUGAGGUAGACUUGCCUUUUAUUGACUUCAAAAGUCCAGCUAUCAGUGAUCUGAACGUGUAUGAGCAGACUGGAUUGAAGAACAUUUUGACCACCACUGAGCAGUCUGUGGCCGUGGAUGCCAAAAUAGUUUACCAGAAGAGCCCGGGUGCCGCCGUUGUUGAUAUGAUGGGUCUGAUCCAGAUUCCCUCCCUGGGUAAUCUGUUGAGUGAGCUGUCCUUCAAGUCUGCCAUAAUUAAUCUGAAUGUCAAUGCGGGACUGUAUGCUGAGGAUGAUCUUGUGUUCCGUCUGGGAGCUAUCACAGCCUCUGUCUUUGAGGGUCUAAGAGCCAAACUUGAUGGCACCGCCAGUCUGACCACCAGAAGGGGAUUUAAAUUGGCCAAUUCCCUGUCCCUUGAAAAUCCUCACAUUCAAGGGACUCAUGACAGCGCCGUUAGUAUGAGUGCUGAGACUUUUCAAACUGCGAUAUCCGUGGCUACUGUUGGAAAGAUUGUCCUGCCUAUACUCAGCCUAGAGGCAAACCAAAAUUUGGUUGCAGACAACAAAGACAAAGCAAAUGCCGUCUCCACCAUGACGAUGAAGGGAAACUUAGACAUCCCUGUGAUCGAAGCAGUUGGAAAGGCCGAGGCUGACCACAGUCUGAAGCUGGAGGGAUGCUUUGAGUAUGUUUCCAUGGAGUCAUCUACAAAGGCCAAGAUGGGUGGUACAAUGCUUGACAAUUAUCUACUUUUGGGAGUCCUGGAUGAUGAAAUGACUCUGUAUUUCAACAAAGAUGGCCUACGCUCCACCUCCAAGGUGAUUGCUGAUGUCAAGCUUAACGAAGGCACCACCAAAGUUAUUGGCAUGGAUUUAAAUGAGAAUGUUGCUGUAGAAGCCUCCCUUAACCGUGUAUAUGCACUGCUUAAAUAUAAUGGCCACAACGAGGCAAACUUAUUUGAUUUCCACACCAACGGAGAACAGAUUGUCCAGGCCACAAUUGAUUUGUCCCCACCCUCUUCCAUGACUGCUGACAUUGAGAUUAAUCUAUCUCAGCCAAGCAGCUUGGGUGACUUAAGCGUGUUUGAGAAAACUGUUGCUGAGGUGACAGCCCUGAAGCAGAAGAUCUCUUACAAUUGCAAGUUUAUCAGCCCUCUGUACAGCACAGACAUAGCAACAGAAGUAGAGUGUGGUACUCCCGCCUUCAAAGUCACCUUACAGUCUUCUGCCACCUCUGUCAUGGUGCUCUUUGAAUAUGACAUGGAUGCUUCUACAACUGUAAAUGUUGAGAAUGAAGCUCUGAACGUGGACAGCAAGGUUGUCCUGAGACACGCUGACAUCACCAUAGAUGCCACUCAUGUCAUUACCCAAGUCUUGAGAAGAAAGCGCCAGGCUGACGCUAGUCACUCUCGCCACACCCUGAACGUAGACAUCACCAGUCCUACUUUCACUGAUGCAAACCUUCGUUAUGCUGCUGGCAGAGAAGGUAUCACAGCCUCAGCAUCUACCCCAUCAACUGGCUUCCUUGGCUUUCAGUUCAAUGGCAGAGUCCCAUCUCAGAUGACAGCAAGAGUCUAUGGGCGUUAUCCUUCUGCCCCAGAGAUUGACGUUGACAUGUUGGUCAUCAAAUCAUCUUCCAAAGAUGCCUCUAAAAUGAACCUGCACAUUGCAUACAAUAUGGAGGCACCCAAAGUAAUGCUCAAUGAACUCAAGAUGAGACUACCUUCCAUCGUCUCAACAAUCACAAACGUUGCUGACAAGUACCAGAUCACAAUCAAAAUAGAAGAGUUGACGAACCCUGUUGUUAACCUCAUCAGAGAGGCCUAUGAUGCUGCAAUCAACUAUGAUAGUCAAAUGAGCCAGCUGUCAAUCUUCUUCAGGAACACCAUUGUCCAGUACCAUCAGUCCUUACAGGUAUUUUUGGAUGCUGUUGUCAAGGUGUUGAGGGAAACCCAGUUCAAACUGCCUGGUUCUGAUGAGAUGACCACUCUCCCUGUUGUCCUUAAAAAGCUGACCAGCAGCAUUGCUGCUUUCAUAGAUAUGACCAUCCAGACUAUCUCGUCCAACAUGGAGGUCUACUACAACGCUUUUGUUGAGCAGAUGGGCAGUGUGAAAUUGCGCAUGCCAGUUGGUGAUGCAAUGACUGGAGGCCAGGUUUUGGAUGGAGUAAAAUCAGCUCUCAAGGACAUAUUUGAUGAACGGUUUGCCUUAGUGAAAAAUAUGGAGAGUCUUGACAGAAUGAUAGUGAAUAUGGGUAAAACCCUAAAAGAUAUUGUUGAGAAUUCACAGGAGUUUGUUGACUCUGUCAACUCUGACUAUUUAGAAGCAGUGCUCAUUAAUAUCAACGUCAUCCACCGCAACCUUGUCACAGUCGUAAAGAAUAUUGUUGAUCGGAUCUCUGCCCUAAAUAUGGAGCAAAUCAGCAGUUCAUUUGAGUACAUUAUUGACACAUUCAUCUACUUAGUGUACCAGUUCAAUAACACUGUUAAUGGUUUCUUGCAGCAAGCUUCAGAGGAGGCUCAAACCUAUAUGAAAGUUAGUGACGGAAGGCUUGAGAUUGAACUUCCACUUUCAUUCAUGCAGUGAGAACUACUCAUAGGCUAAGGCCAAAGUAAAUAGGAAAUACUACCAUCUUAAAACACAUACUUGCAAGAAGUAUCGGCGAUUUUCUCUAUAACCAUAUUUAUAACAAGAAGUUUGAUGGUUUAUUGUGUACAAACAAUGUAACAUUCUACUAAAACUCACCUUCCUACAGAGAGUGAAAACCCUGAAUAAAAUGUAUUAAUGCAAAAUGAAAA